CCACCGACACUCACCCAACCCCCUCGUGCCGCCGUCACCACCACCACAACCACAUCCUCCUCCCUCCCCUACGCUCUCCACACCGCCCCUUCCCCUCCCUCCCUCCCCGAAGGAAACAUGACUCUCUCUACUCGAGGCUAAUUCACACGACCCGAGAGCUCUCCCUCCACUCCAGUGUCUCGCUGGGAACCUCUCUGUGAGCUGCCUCAAUCCAAGACUUUGCACUUCACAAUAGAGAGAGAGACACACACACACACAGACACUGACACACGCAUACACGUUGACACACAGACACACGCAAGGCACACUUUUGAUUCAGCUGAAAGUGGCUUCGCGAGUGCCGUGUUUGGUUCCACUUCUGGCCGGCGCGAGCCACGUUGAGCGAGAGGAGGAAGCCGCGGGCUGACACUCUCACGGUCUCCGGCUCUCGCUCGCUUGCUCCUGCUGCUGCUCCUGCUGCUGCUGCUCUUGCUGCUGCUCUUCAACGCAGAGAGAGCAGCAGAGGACGCACGUGGAGUGCAAGAGAGCGAGACGCAGGGAGAUCGGUAUCGGGAGUGGUGAGAAGUCUGCUGCUGCUGGGCAAUAUGGGUCCACACGUUCUUCGCGUCCUGGGACUACUAGUGUUGUCGCUGGCGCUGAGCGCCGCAUGCAACACCACGGGUAUGAUCAUCGCCAUGGACGAGUUCUGCCUCCCCGAGUUCGAGUUCGAGCUGCGCAACUUGAGUAGCUUCGAGCGCUGCAACUGGUCUCUGAUAUACAGCCACUACGAGUCCCUGUCGCACUGCACGCAGAAGGCCGCGUCGUGGCAGCAUUGCUUCUGGCCCAAUCACGAGGUGGACAGCUUCUUCGUGGAGGUCCACCGCCAGCAGCUGUCGGGCUGCGUGACGGAGUCGAGCUCUCUGCGCGACCCGCCCGAGGAGAUCCUCGCGCUCUUCAUCUCGGUGCCCAUGGUCCUCACCACGGUGGCCGCAGGCCUCGUCGUGUGGUGCAGCAAGCGCAGCGAGGGCGGUGACUGAGCAGCGGGAGGAGGAUGAUGGGGCGGAGGAGCAGGAGGGGAUGCUGCUGCUGCUGCUGGGGAUGGGGUUGUGAGUGGGACAGGAGGUGCGCUCAGCACGCGAGAGAUGAAGAGAGGGGAUGGGAUGGCGGGGGGUGGGGGGUCGUGGUUUGCUGCGAGGCGAAACCCGGGUUGGACAUCGGUGCAGGAAGACAUCGCAGCAUUGGGCACUUUUCUGCGGAGGUUCCACGUUGGACUAACUCGUGCCCUUCUCCACUGAUCACUACAAUGCUGAUGCUGUGUAAUGCGUUGUGUUUUUUUCAUGAAUAUGAUCACGACGGUGACGGUGAUGAUGCUGAUGAUGAUACACUCUGGGGGCCAGACCGGGACCAUAGUGAGCCUUACUCGGCAAGGCCCUUUAUAUAUCGACGGCUGCGAUCGGCAAUGACCUACGGACCCAGGGGGCUGCACCCCCCCCCCCCCCCAGUGGAGUUCACGUGGCACGUGGGGAGGAGGGCAAGGAAGAUGAACACGCGGUCCGGGACUGUUCGAGUCUCGUGACCAAAGUGGGCCGUUGCCACGGUCAAAUGGACGCUUCCGCUUAUAUAUAACUGUUCGGACAAAACAUUUUUUUUCUAUAAAUUGCGACAGGAAGUAUUGCAACGAUGUUGUGGAUGGAAACGGUGAAGUGGUGACGGUUUAAUUUUUGCUUUAAAAAUAAGAAUGACGAUGAUGAUGGGGACGAAAGAAACGGUAAUCAUGAAAGAGUGUUUUGUUAUUUUACGUGCCAUACUUUGAUGGAGAAGCCACGUUUCAAAUUAACUUAUACAAAGACAACAAGGAUCAUGGGAUUCUAGAACACCGCUUGCCCAUGUGGAGCGCCGCGGUGGCGAGAUGUUAACUACCUUGCCUGGUAUACAGGAGGUCGUAGGUUCGAUCCCAACCUUGACGCCUGUAUAUUUGGAGUUUGCGUGUUCUCCCCGUGGUUGUGUGCAUUUUUCUCUAGGUCCUCCGGCUUUCCUCCCCCACAUAUGUUAUUGUAACUUUCUGACCCGUCCCUACUGGACAUAUGUAUAAAAUAGCUCCACAGCUCAUAGAUUUAUCCAGUAUAAAUAAAGAAAAAUUCUGAUUAUGAAACAUCAUGCGUUUAGAGUAUUUGGCUGCUAUAAAGUUGCACGUGAUAAGUCACUUCGUUGAGCUAUCGUUUGUGAUAGCCAAGUCGCUUCGGACAAAGAGCUGCAUAGCUCAGUGGACCUUACCCGAUAAAAUAAAAAAAUAGUUUAGAGUCGUUCCUUCCCGACUUGCCGUGAGCGGCCGCAGUGCACCCACCCAGUGCGUCCAUCAUUCGGGUGGCGUUCACCUCGAGACGCCGCCGGAGAGAAGUCGGAGCGAGCGGACACGCCAACGGGAGCCGCUACAGCCGUGCGCCGCGUGCUGUGUCAACGACGCUGGCUCGAUCGUGACUUUAAGUGCCGCGUGCCAGACCACGUGCGCUCAUUUAACGCGCGUUCUCGCCGUGCUCUAACGAACGAAUGCCAAAGAGAUGUUUUAUAAUGCGGCUCUUCUCUUUAGCCCACAAUUUUUGCGUUUUAUUUUCCCUCCCCCCCCCUCCCCCACCAAUUUCAUUCCAAUUUUGACCGCCGGUGUCAUGGGACGAAACAUUUUUUCAUUCGGAAUUCUCUCCCCUUCCCCACCGUGAGUUAGAGAACAGCAUACGGAGGGAGGUACCGCAGAUCUACUUCUGAAAUUCAUGCCAGUGGUUUAUCGCCCGCACUUGGGGCGCUGUUCUUUCCCAUUGUGUCCUUGUACUGUACGUAUAUGUCUGCGCACCGUAUGUAGAACUUCUUUCGCACCGUACGUAGCCGACCGUCGAUAAUCAGAGGUGUGGGGCAAGGGAAACAAACUUAACACAAAAAGCGGUUCUAAAGAAACGAGUGUUCUUUGCCGUCGAGAUGAUUGCCACGUGGAAAUCAGAACUGGGUUUUCUUUUUGGCAUGUUCAAUGUAAAAAACAGAUUUAAUAUUACGUUUUUAAAAAAGAUAUAGUCUCUUUUUUUUAGUCGAGCCGUUGCCUGCGCUCUCUUUCACUUGAGAACCAGAACCAGGUUUCACUUGAGAACCAGGUUUCACCUGAGAACCAAAACCAGGUUUUACUGGAGAACCACGUUUCACUUGAGAGCCACGUUUCACUUGAGAACCAGGUUUCAUCGCAGUCGGCUGAACCCAGAGGUUCUCAGCAGUGCCACCGCAGUGAUUUCUCGCCUGAGCCACCCAGCCACCUCUCUAAUAAUUACAUUCAUAAAAUCAAUCAAGAUCAAUUAAUAUUAACGUGAAUUACUUAAGCAAAUGAGAAUCCAUCGACACGUAUUGCCUUAUCCCGUUGCUCAGGAUAAUCCGGAUGGCUCGUUUAAGUCGUUGGAGGUGAUUUCAGCACUUUUUUUGCGAUUCGGAACCGUAGAAACCGACCCACAAUGAGCCCGCACUUCGAACGACCGUGUCACGGAGCCUUUAAGAUCGUCCAUUUUAAUGCAAACAUGGAGCACUUUGGUAAUUCCUCGUUAGGAAUCCACGGGUGGCUUUGGGAAUCGAGCCAUUGAUUUGCUCCGUGCAAAUUGUCUCGUCGCUACGGUCCAUCCCAUCUGCUCAUUACGGUCGAACAACGAGGGUGGAAUGGAUCCCGUUGGCUUUGGGGCGAUAGCUCGUGCCAAUCAACACGGGGGCCUGCAACGUGUCAACAAUGUUGGGUCUUGAGGCUAAGCACUAUUAACUAGGGACCAUUCAGGGCCACGUAACCCCUUUGGGGUGAGCAGGGGAGGUCCUUGUUGUGAGCACGAAAUAUUCUCACCAAGGAUGCAUAUGUAUCUGCUUUAAGUGUGAGAUGGAGAGGCCUUUGAGAAAAGCAGGCAUUAAUAAUACAAUGAUUACUGGCAGAUGUUUAUCAAUAUGCUGCUGUUUGGGCAGUGUGGAUUGGCUUGGUGGGAGGGCUAGGGGGGUUGGUGGGGAGAGUGGUGGGGAGAAUGGUGGGGGGCGAGGGGGGUGAGAAUCUGUUUAGAUAAAUCUGAAGAAUCUGUUUAGAUUUGCCACUGAUAUUAGCCGUGGCCAGGAAUCUAACUCAGGUUGCCGAGUCGGUUCAUAGCGCAGUGCGCUAGCCACUGCAUAACCCCCCCUCUCCACCCUAAGCAGGAAUUGUGGAUGCGAUAAUUGAUUCCGAAUGUUGUUGUGAUUUUAUGGAUUGUCACGAUUCGAGGUCACGAUUCGGGAUCGCGAUUCGAUUCUCAACAUUUAUUGUUAUUUCGUCGUAUUGUACCGUCUCGCUUCUGUUGUUUAUUGGCUGUUCCAGUUGUCUAAAUGUAACGUUUGAGUACACCGUUUCGUACGCAUCGUAAAUAAUGGGUUGUAGCAUGCACACUGCGAUGCGAGUGAGUUUUAGGAAUGGAUUUUAAUAAUCAGAUCGUGACGUUCCUGCGA
Messenger RNA from Lethenteron reissneri (Far Eastern brook lamprey), 4461 nucleotides. RefSeq names its product receptor activity-modifying protein 1-like. Lineage: Eukaryota; Metazoa; Chordata; Hyperoartia; Petromyzontiformes; Petromyzontidae. Gene Ontology annotation, biological process: cellular response to hormone stimulus; intracellular protein transport; regulation of G protein-coupled receptor signaling pathway. Gene Ontology annotation, molecular function: coreceptor activity. The record is from RefSeq and is a predicted model, not a curated record. Gene Ontology annotation, cellular component: membrane; signaling receptor complex; cell surface.